Rhodamnia argentea is the source of this 3316-nucleotide messenger RNA. Its product is annotated as plasma membrane ATPase 4-like. The transcript is spliced from 17 exons. NCBI's taxonomy places the organism in Eukaryota, Viridiplantae, Streptophyta, Magnoliopsida, Myrtales, Myrtaceae. Gene Ontology annotation, cellular component: plasma membrane. Gene Ontology annotation, molecular function: ATP hydrolysis activity; ATP binding; P-type proton-exporting transporter activity. Gene Ontology annotation, biological process: regulation of intracellular pH; proton export across plasma membrane. The record is from RefSeq and is a predicted model, not a curated record. Bases 149 to 3010 code for a protein of 953 amino acids.
GAAGAGAAUUCUCAUUCAUUGUCUCCAUUGAAGAAAGCAAUCAUUUUGUGAUCUUCUGCUCUCUCUCUCUCUCUCUCUCUCUCUCUCUCUCUCUCUCUCUCUGUGGUGUUCUUUUGUUUUGGGCUGGGGUUGAAGGAGGAGCACAAAGAUGGGUGGAGACAAGGCCAGUCUGGAGGAGAUCAAGAAUGAGACUGUUGAUCUGGAGAAAAUUCCUAUUGAAGAAGUGUUUGAGCAGCUGAAAUGUACUCCAAAGGGUUUGACUACCGAAGAAGGAAACACCCGUCUCGAGAUCUUUGGACCCAACAAGUUGGAAGAGAAGAAGGAAAGCAAAAUCCUCAAGUUCCUCGGCUUUAUGUGGAAUCCUCUGUCGUGGGUCAUGGAAUCUGCAGCCAUUAUGGCCAUUGCGCUGGCAAAUGGCGACGGAAAGCCUCCAGAUUGGCAAGACUUUGUUGGUAUCAUUUGCCUGCUGGUGAUCAACUCCACCAUCAGUUUUAUUGAAGAAAACAACGCUGGUAAUGCUGCUGCGGCUCUCAUGGCCGGUCUUGCUCCCAAAACCAAGGUGCUUAGGGAUGGCAGGUGGAGUGAGCAAGAUGCUGCCAUUUUGGUUCCUGGAGAUAUCAUCAGUAUCAAAUUGGGAGACAUCAUUCCUGCAGAUGCCCGUCUUCUUGAGGGUGAUCCGUUGAAGGUUGACCAAUCUGCCCUUACAGGAGAAUCGCUCCCGGUGACCAAGAAUCCCUCUGAUGAAGUUUUCUCUGGCUCCACAUGUAAACAAGGGGAAAUUGAAGCUGUUGUCAUUGCCACUGGUGUGCAUACCUUCUUUGGUAAAGCCGCACAUCUUGUGGACAGCACCAACCAAGUUGGGCACUUCCAGAAGGUGCUCACCGCUAUCGGGAACUUCUGUAUCUGCUCAAUAGCAGUCGGAAUGCUGGUCGAGCUUAUAGUCAUGUACCCAAUCCAGCACCGCAAGUACAGAGAUGGAAUCAACAAUCUCUUGGUCCUCUUGAUUGGAGGCAUACCCAUUGCCAUGCCCACGGUUCUGUCGGUGACCAUGGCCAUUGGGUCCCACCGCCUGUCUCAACAAGGUGCUAUUACUAAGAGGAUGACUGCCAUAGAAGAGAUGGCUGGAAUGGACGUCCUCUGCAGUGAUAAGACUGGGACACUGACCUUGAACAAGUUGAGUGUCGACGUAAACCUGGUCGAAGUGUUCACCAAAGGAGUGGAGAAGCCGCAUGUGAUAUUGCUGGCGGCCAGAGCUUCUAGGACAGAAAACCAGGAUGCCAUUGACGCGGCCAUUGUUGGAAUGCUUGCUGACCCGAAGGAGGCUCGAGCCGGGAUCACGGAGGUGCAUUUCUUCCCAUUCAAUCCUGUGGACAAGAGAACUGCCUUGACUUAUGUCGAUUCGGAUGGAAACUGGCACCGUGCAAGCAAAGGAGCACCUGAGCAAAUUUUAACCCUUUGCAAUGCCAGAGACGACCUUAAAAAGAAGGUCCACGCUGUCAUUGACAAAUUUGCUGAACGUGGGCUGCGGUCCCUGGCUGUGGCUAGACAGGAAGUGCCAGAGAAGAACAAAGAGAGUCCUGGUGCCCCAUGGCAAUUUGUUGGUCUAUUGCCCCUCUUUGACCCUCCCAGGCAUGACAGUGCAGAAACUAUUCGCAGAGCUCUCAAUCUCGGUGUCAAUGUCAAGAUGAUUACUGGUGAUCAACUUGCCAUUGCUAAGGAGACAGGUAGGAGACUUGGAAUGGGAACCAAUAUGUACCCAUCUGCUUCUCUGCUUGGUCAUGACAAGGAUGUUAGUAUCGCGGCGCUUCCUAUUGAAGAACUCAUUGAGAAAGCAGAUGGUUUUGCCGGUGUUUUCCCUGAGCAUAAGUACGAGAUUGUGAAGAAAUUGCAGGAGAGAAAGCACAUUUGCGGGAUGACGGGCGAUGGUGUCAAUGAUGCCCCUGCUUUAAAAAAGGCAGAUAUUGGAAUUGCUGUUGCCGAUGCUACAGAUGCUGCACGGGGUGCUUCUGAUAUUGUCCUCACAGAACCUGGGCUGAGUGUUAUCAUCAGUGCUGUCUUGACUAGCAGAGCUAUAUUCCAAAGGAUGAAGAACUACACUAUAUAUGCAGUCUCCAUUACUAUCCGUAUAGUGUUUGGUUUCAUGCUUAUUGCUCUAAUUUGGAAGUUCGACUUUUCUCCAUUCAUGGUUUUGAUUAUUGCCAUUCUAAAUGACGGAACAAUCAUGACAAUUUCAAAGGACAGAGUGAAGCCAUCUCCAAUGCCUGAUAGCUGGAAACUGAAAGAGAUAUUUGCCACCGGUAUUGUGCUCGGAGGUUACUUGGGACUGAUGACCGUUAUAUUCUUUUGGGCCAUGAAGGAAACCGACUUCUUCUCAAACCAUUUUAAUGUCAGAUCGCUGAGGGAAAACCGGGAGGAAAUGAUGGCUGCUCUGUACCUUCAAGUGAGUAUCGUGAGUCAGGCGUUGAUAUUUGUGACAAGAUCUCGUAGCUGGUCAUUCGUUGAGCGCCCAGGGCUUCUUCUAGUCAGUGCUUUCAUGAUUGCACAACUCGUUGCUACAUUGAUAGCUGUAUAUGCCAACUGGGGCUUUGCUGAAAUUAAGGGAUGUGGGUGGGGAUGGGCAGGGGUCAUCUGGCUCUACAGCAUCGUCUUCUACAUGCCUCUGGAUAUUCUCAAGUUCGCUAUUCGCUACAUCUUGAGUGGAAAGGCAUGGCUCAACUUGCUAGAAAACAAGACCGCAUUCACCACCAAGAAAGAUUACGGCAAAGAGGAGAGAGAGGCCCAAUGGGCUCUUGCUCAAAGGACUCUUCACGGUCUCCAACCGCCGGAGACUUCCAGCAUCUUCAAUGACAAGAACAGCUAUAGGGAGUUGUCGGAGAUUGCAGAGCAGGCCAAGAGACGAGCUGAAGUUGCAAGGCUUCGGGAGCUCCAUACGCUCAAAGGUCAUGUCGAGUCCGUGGUGAAGCUGAAAGGAUUGGACAUCGACACGAUCCAGCAGCAUUAUACCGUGUGAAUAACUUCAUCGAACUCCGUUGGAAAGAGCUGCGAAAAUGGUCCCAAGGUUGGCCACUUCCCAAUUAUCAUGGUCGUGACGAUCGAUUCAAAGGACUAACUAGCUAAAAACUUGUCUUUUGUUCCCUCCCUUCUUUUCCCAUGUAUUUGAAGGCCAGAAAGAAGGCUCAUGUUUGCUUUGCUCUCUCUUUUCCACCGUCCAGUUUCAAUAGAGGAGCUAUGUAAAACUUUGUUGCGCCAUUUCCCAGCUUCAAUGGUCCUCUCUGUCUUUAAUUUAUGCAUCCAAACUUUGUAUCUCUUUCCGCCA